Molecule: messenger RNA, 612 nt
Organism: Trichoderma gamsii
Lineage: Eukaryota; Fungi; Ascomycota; Sordariomycetes; Hypocreales; Hypocreaceae
Exons: 2
Coding region: 1-612 (203 amino acids)
Biological process (GO): mitochondrial translation
Cellular component (GO): mitochondrial large ribosomal subunit; ribosome
Molecular function (GO): structural constituent of ribosome
Source: RefSeq, a predicted model, not a curated record
AUGGCCGAAGCAUUAAAGGCGGCUGCGCGCCAAUUGCCCGCGUUCAAGCUGGGCCAGAAGCAAGUUUACCUACCCAACCAUGUCAUCACGAUGCUUCGAAAAGAGCACCUCCCGCCCAACGAGGCCUGCUUCAAGGUCCCUCUGCGAUUCACAAAAUUCGACCUGAGAGACUACCUAUGGAACUUGUACAACGUCGAGGUCACCAAAGUACGAGCCUACGUCAAGCAGCAGCCCCUCACCCAGCGCAGCACCAGCUCUCGCUCCUGGUACCGACCGCAGCCCCAGAAGGUCAUGACCGUCGAGCUGGCGAAGCCUUUCCAGUGGCCGGAAAUCCCUACGGAUCUGGAGCCCUGGAGCAAUGACCUGUGGAAGAUGCGCGAGGACACAAUUGAGAAGAGGAACGAGGAGCAGCUCGUGCGACAGAAGAUGCAGAUUCCACUGAAGAGCAAGGAGCCCGUAUCAAAAGACCGAGAAGAAUUGGGCAAGCUGGCUAAGAAGAUGUUGUCUGGAGAAGUCAAGUGGUCAAACGAUGUGGCGCUGGAUCCUCGGUGGGAUCAGAUUCUGGAGAAGGAGAAGGCUAGGAAACCAGCUGAGACAACAGCAUCGUCAUAA